AUGGAGCAAUAUAAUGUUACACAGGCAAAAGCAAAGCGGUUGCGUUUCAACCCAACCAAAAAGUGGCUGUUUGAAGAAGAAAAGUCAUUGAUUAAAUUUUUGCCACAAAACAGGGAUUUUGAGAAGCCAAAGUCUCAAAUGUAUUAUAGACGAUUUGCAAAGGAGAGCAACAUUGCGGUGGACUGGAAGCUGACACGCUCGAAGGUUCGUUUUAUGCGUACAACAUAUAACAAAGCAAAAGCAUGGGAAGGCUUGACGGGUGCAGGGAGUAUGGAAGGCGAAACUAUGAAGGGGAAGAUUUUGUUUAUGAAAUGGAUGAAAUUUUCGCGUCUACUGCGUCUGUAUGCGAAGGCGAAUGUAUAA
Molecule: messenger RNA, 363 nt
Organism: Bactrocera tryoni
Lineage: Eukaryota; Metazoa; Arthropoda; Insecta; Diptera; Tephritidae
Exons: 5
Coding region: 1-363 (120 amino acids)
Source: RefSeq, a predicted model, not a curated record